AUGGGCAUUGCUGGCACCGAGCUGGGGAUGCCGAGCUGCGCCAUGGUGUCCUGGACACACCAGGUCUCCGUGCUGGACCCAUCCCCUGGAGCAGCAAUGAAGACUGAGUCGGGACUGGCCCCCAGGACCCCCGCUGCCACCCCUGGCCCUACUAGCCGCCCACCCUGGGCUGUGGACCCUUCAUUCGCCGAGCGCUAUGCCCCAGACAAGACAAGCACGGUGGUGAGCAAGCACAGCCAGCCGGCCACACCGAACCCCAUGCAGAACCGCAGCUCCAUAGUGCAGGCCGCCCAGCAAGCCCCUACGGGCCCCAGUGUGGCUGACAUGGCUCUGUCCUGCAGAGGACGCUACCUGGUGGCGCUGGGACAUUAUUACCACCCCGAGGAGUUCACCUGCUGCCAGUGCAGGAAGGUGCUGGAUGAGGGUGGCUUCUUCGAGGAGAAAGGCUCCAUCUUUUGCCCCAAGUGCUAUGACACGCGCUACGCGCCCAGCUGCACCAAGUGUAAGAAGAAGAUCACCGGGGAGGUCAUGCAUGCACUGAAGAUGACCUGGCACGUGCAGUGCUUCACUUGUGCUGCCUGCAAAACUCCCAUCCGCAACCGUGCCUUCUACAUGGAGGAGGGACAGCCCUACUGUGAGAGAGACUACGAGAAGAUGUUUGGCACCAAGUGCCGUGGCUGCGACUUCAAGAUUGACGCUGGGGACCGGUUUCUGGAGGCGCUGGGGUUCAGCUGGCAUGACACUUGCUUCGUCUGUGCGAUCUGCCAGACCAACCUGGAAGGGAAAACGUUCUACUCCAAGAAGGACAAACCGCUCUGCAAGAGCCACGCUUUCUCCCAUGUGUGAGGGGUGGGAG
Molecule: messenger RNA, 856 nt
Organism: Balearica regulorum gibbericeps (East African grey crowned-crane)
Lineage: Eukaryota; Metazoa; Chordata; Aves; Gruiformes; Gruidae
Source: RefSeq, a predicted model, not a curated record